Messenger RNA from Iphiclides podalirius (scarce swallowtail), 447 nucleotides. NCBI's taxonomy places the organism in Eukaryota, Metazoa, Arthropoda, Insecta, Lepidoptera, Papilionidae. The record is from the annotation of a GenBank genome assembly.
AUGUCCGCCGCUCGAUCCGUAGUGCGGGCGUCAGGUGCCCGUAUUUUGGUUGCUACGGUCGGCACAGCCUUCGGCCCGGCUUAUAUAACGUACAUAGCCUUAUAUAACCCGGACCCGCCGUAUCUACUCCACUGCGGCAGCUUCCCUUCAAACGCGAAACUCUCGCAGGACAGGGUGUUAGUGGCGGUACAUUUAUCGGAAGCGGCGUGCGGAAAGAUAAGGGCCGAACGUUCUCGAAUCCUCUCCGGCCUCUGUGGCCAGAAGCGGCCGCGCCUUUAUCUGGGCGCUCUAAAGAUACGGCGGCUCCGAUUGGAGCAAUUACAAAAGACGCCGCCGAAAUCCCGACAGCGGGUGCCGUCCGUCGAGAGCUCCGAUGCCAACGAUUGCCGAGAUCAAUGCAACGUCGUAGAAAUGGACCGCGGCUGCGUCACACCUAGAGGACUUACG